AUGUCGUUAGACUUUGGAUGGCGAAGGUUCAACUUUUUCGAUAAAAACAUAGUCCAAGACAAGGAGAAUCCAAGCGAAAAGUUUUUGGGCCUCAAGGUUUCAUAUUUUGAGGGAGAAAAAAAACUUGUUAGAUUCACCUAUCAGGACAUAAAUGUGGAUUGUUGGUGCACAGCUGGCGACGCCGUCUACCUCGGCGAGUCCAAAGGCGGCGUUUUCCGGUUUUUAUUAUUUACCAAACUUUUUUUUUUUUUUUUGAAAUGUGUGUUUUGUUAAAGGUUAAGUCAUCAAUUGGACGAGUCUUACUGGAAAGCUUAUCAAAAGUCCCUUUCUUCGUUGCAUUCUGCCGGCAAGUAUCUCUUCUCCAUCGGCGUAUGUUUUAGUUAUUUCAAACUUCUUUCAGCCAAAUAAGACAGCUGUAAGAAGAAGAAAAAACCUCGAAUAUGUUAGCAAGUUCUCCGUCAGUAAGUGAGGUAAAUCGAACCGAAAGUCGAUAUUUUUCUAAGCUCGAAAAUAUUCUGCUGCGCUAGUAACAAUAGACCUUUUUCGAAUGUGCAGGAAGAUGAGGACGCCAUCAACUCUUUGCUCAAAAUCUGGGAUCCUGAAAAGCCGGACAAGAGCUCGCCAACGUUGCGCCGAGAGGUUUUUGAUGGAAAAAAAAGAGUAACAGUCGAUUGUAACAGGUUCGAAUGAAUCCGCUGUCGGCGUCUUCGUGUCCGGCGUGCUGCGUGGCAGUCCAUUCCACUCUGACGGCCAUCGUUGUCGGGUUCGGAGACGGCGCCGUGCUUCUCUACCAAGGCGAUGUCGUCAACGACAAAGUGAAACAACAAAUCCCUGUGAUUCGGAGACCAUGUCAUCUUUCCAGGCUCUCGGGACUCGAUGGCAAAAAGUUCGCGAGUCUGCUCCGUUGGAUGGUCCAGUUACAGGUGAGAUUAAUCGCUUUCCGCAUGCUAAACUACUUGAGGACUGGCAAUUGCCUUUCUGCCUGGCAACAAAACCGUUCUGUUCGUCAUUACUCUCAAACACGUCUAUUCAUAUGUCGUUGAGAAUCGCGCAGUCACUAGCAAGGUUCAAAGAAACUCGAAAGAUUCAAAGUUUGAUGGGAAUGGUUUCAGAAGAAACACGACGCCAACGGGGCCUCGACAGACUGUUGGACGUACGACGAGUCGACGGGACAACUUGUCGUCGCAAGUCGAGAGGUCCGUUGUUCUUCGGAGACAUUUUUCAGGAUCAUCACUUUUAACAAGCUCAUGCUCAUAAAUCUUGACUUGUAAUUUUUAUUAACAUUUUCCUUCACUAUCCACCGUAAUACGCAAUUUUUCAAGUACAUCUUUUCAAGUACAAUUUUUCAAAUACAAUUUUUUCAACAACAAUUUUUUGUACUUGUAAACGUGCACUUGAAAACUUGUAAUUGAAAAAGUGUAAUUGGAAAAAAUGUGCUUGAAAAAUUUUAAUUAUAAAAAUUUUAUAUAAAACUGUAAAUGUGGCAGGGGUGUGGGGACGACAGUCCCCACCAUAGGAGCAGUUUCUUCAACGGGGGCACCUAGUAAUUUUCUUCCAAUAGUUACAAUUUUGCAUCCGCAUUUCUUCAAGAUGAAAGAUUCUAGUGUGUUUUCAAGUAGGUGAUUGGAGCGUAAUGAAUUCCUCAACGUAAUGACUUUCCCUUGCAAAUCUCAAUCACGUUUUUUUUUUCAUUCUGACAGAUGGUCUACUUUUACGAAGCGGACCAGAGCGUAGACGUCGACGGCGGACAAGGCCGGUGUCUGCAAUUGGUCCGAGGCAACGACAAGCUGCAGCUCGUGGCGGCCGGCCAACACCUCGCCCUGCUCACCAAACAACAGGCCCUCAUCCCGUCAGUGUCCCGUUGCGCCGCCCCAGAAAUCCUCUCUGUGAUAUCAGAUCUGAAACCGAGUACAUGACCAUGAUAACGGUCUACGACGUCAAGGGCCAGUACAUUGGAUUUUCUUGCUCUCUUCCGUCUCUCUGCAGGUUUUUUAGUUUCCUUUUACUUGUUGCACUCGAGUUUUUCAGACUGUUUGUUAUUGGAAAUUCCAUGCUGAUACUGAGCAAAGACGGAACUUUGUCACAACUUUCGGAGAAAAAUCUCAGCGCCAAGCUGGACAUUCUUUUCAAAAAGAACAUGUUCGAUGUGGCGGUUGUGUGAGUUGAGAUGCUUUUAUCCGCAUCUUUUGCAAGGAUCCAGACUCGCCAAACAUAGCAAAGACGGCGGCCAGCAUCUCAAGUCGAUUCAUGCCAAGUACGCCGACUAUCUCUACGGGUUUCUUUUUUUGCUCAUUUUGAAUCAAAAAAGUUGCAAUUUUUUCAGCAAAGGAGAUUUUGAAAAUGCGAUAAAUCAGUACAAAGAGACGAUUGGUAUGCUCGAGCCUUCAUACGUCAUUAAAAAG
Messenger RNA from Caenorhabditis auriculariae, 2402 nucleotides. The record is from the annotation of a GenBank genome assembly. Lineage: Eukaryota; Metazoa; Nematoda; Chromadorea; Rhabditida; Rhabditidae.